UCUUCUUCUUCAAACUUUUUCUUCUUUUGAACUCUAAUGGCGGCUUCUUCUUCUCUUUCCUUUCUCUUUCUUCUUUUAUCUCUUUCUUUCUUCUUCACUAUGUCUGUUUCAACAACAACUUCCAAUUCCUCCUUGCAUUCUGUUCAUCAACAUCCGCAUCUUGUCGUUCAAGAUGUUCAAAGGAGCAUAAAUGCAUCAAGGAGAAACUUGGGAUAUUUCUCUUGCGGAACGGGAAACCCAAUAGACGAUUGCUGGAGAUGCGAUUCCAAUUGGGCAACCAAUCGUAAACGCUUAGCCGAUUGCGCCAUCGGCUUCGGCAAAAACGCCAUCGGAGGAAAAAACGGCCGUUUCUACGUUGUCACGGACGCCGGCGACGACGACCCUGUCAACCCACGCCCCGGCACUCUCCGGCACGCCGUCAUUCAAAACGAACCCUUGUGGAUCAUUUUCAAACGUGACAUGGUAAUCCAACUCACCCAAGAACUCGUAAUGAACUCGUUCAAAACAAUCGACGGACGUGGGGCCAGCGUCCAUGUGGCAGGUGGGCCAUGUAUAAAAAUCCAUUACGCCACAAAUAUUAUAAUCCACGGCAUUCAUAUUCACGAUUGUAAGAGAGGGGGAAACGCUAAUAUACGGGACUCCCCACAGCAUUCUGGGUGGUGGACUGCAUCGGACGGUGAUGGAGUGUCAAUAUUAGGAGGAAGAGAAAUCUGGAUCGAUCAUUGCUCUCUGUCUAAUUGUAAUGAUGGGUUGAUUGAUGCGAUUCAUGGGUCCACUGCUAUUACUAUAUCCAAUAAUUAUAUGACACAUCAUGAUAAGGUGAUGUUGUUGGGACAUAGUGAUUCUUAUGCACAAGAUAAAAAUAUGCAAGUUACUAUUGCUUUUAACCAUUUUGGUGAAGGACUUGUUCAGCGAAUGCCAAGAUGUAGACAUGGUUAUUUCCAUGUCGUGAACAACGAUUACACCCACUGGGAAAUGUACGCCAUCGGAGGGAGUGCUUCGCCAACGAUAUACAGCCAAGGGAACAGAUUUGCAGCGCCCUACAAUCGCUUCCGAAAGGAGGUAACAAAGCACGAGGACGCGCCGGAGAGCGAGUGGCGCCACUGGAAUUGGCGCUCCGAGGGCGACAUGAUGUUGAACGGCGCUUAUUUCCGCCAGUCCGGCGCCGGUGCCGCCUCCAGCUAUGCACGAGCUAACAGCCUCAGCGCGAGACCCUCCUCUCUUGUUAGCUCUAUCACCGUUACCGCCGGCGCCCUCAACUGCCGCAAGGGCUCUCGCUGCUAGUGCUAGUUCUACAUUAUUUAGUAUAUCUUUUAGUUAAAUUAUAUUAAAAAAGGUAUAAUUAGUUCAUGAAUAUCGGGAAAUUUUUUCCUGUGUUAAUUUAUUUUCCUUCCAACAUUUUGGGUUUUAGCAAAAUGAAAGUGUAAUAUUUGGUUGAACUCGGAUGUUUGUGAGUGUGAAAGCUAAUGGGAGAAAAUGAGGAAUAUAGUUAUAUAUUUUGA
Benincasa hispida (wax gourd) is the source of this 1502-nucleotide messenger RNA. RefSeq names its product pectate lyase-like. The record is from RefSeq and is a predicted model, not a curated record. Lineage: Eukaryota; Viridiplantae; Streptophyta; Magnoliopsida; Cucurbitales; Cucurbitaceae. Gene Ontology annotation, molecular function: pectate lyase activity.